Molecule: messenger RNA, 966 nt
Organism: Vicia villosa (hairy vetch)
Lineage: Eukaryota; Viridiplantae; Streptophyta; Magnoliopsida; Fabales; Fabaceae
Product: protein FATTY ACID EXPORT 1, chloroplastic
Exons: 6
Coding region: 327-905 (192 amino acids)
Cellular component (GO): membrane
Source: RefSeq, a predicted model, not a curated record
UUAAAACCAAACCAGCUGUUUUUCUUAAUUUUUUAUAUUAAAAUAUUACGCCCGGACCGGUUCGUGAAUCGUCGGCGUUGACGAUUCCACACCUGCAACGUUUUCCUCAUUCCCAUUUCACUCUCCCCCAAACGAAAAUUUCAAACCUCUACUGCUAAGCGAAAUUAAGCAUCAUUCUCCGUUCAACCAUGGCGGCGACAUCUCAGGCUCAGUUGUUCUGCUUCCCCGCCGUCCAUCGCAGCCUAAACAUCCAGCAACGCCGCUCGCCUCCUUGCCUCUCAUUUCGCACCUCCAAGGAAACAUAUCUCAUAUAGUUAUCAGUUGCUAUGAGUCUGGAGAGGAAUGAAGCAGAGACGGUUGAUACUGAAACAAAAAAUACACUAAGUUAUGCAGCUGAUGAACCAAAAUUGAAUGUCGAAGAAAAGCAGGAGUCGUACUCAAAAAUAGAAGAAAGUGGCUCAGAAAAAUUAGGGUUAGGAGAGGCAACGCAGGAAAGUGUUGUUGAUCAGCAGAAAAAGACUGCAAUAAUUCAUGAUUUUUGUUUAGGAAUUCCAUUUGGUGGAUUUGUUUUAACAGGAGGCAUUAUUGGAUUCCUUUUUUCACGGAGUCCUGCAGCACUGGCCAGUGGUGUGCUUGUUGGUGGUGCUUUACUAUUCCUCAGCACCCUUAGCUUGAAGGUCUGGAGGCAAGGAAAAUCGAGUUUACCAUUUAUUCUAGGACAAGCAGCAUUGUCAGGGAUCCUUAUCUGGAAGAACUUUCAGAGCUACUCAUUGGCAAAGAAAAUAUUUCCAACCGGCAUCAGUGCUAUUAUAAGUUCUGCAAUGCUCUGCUUUUAUCUAUAUGUGCUUGUCUCUGGAGGAAACCCCCCACCUAAGAAAUUGAAGCCAUCUGCCAGUGUAGCCUGAUGAAAUAAACAAAUGGUUAUGUUACUUAGAAAGUGGGAGGUAUAGAUUUCUUAUUUUUCUG